Messenger RNA from Puma concolor (puma), 1725 nucleotides. NCBI's taxonomy places the organism in Eukaryota, Metazoa, Chordata, Mammalia, Carnivora, Felidae. The record is from RefSeq and is a predicted model, not a curated record.
AUGGAGCACUGCGGCCCAGGGUGCAGGCAGCACAAGGUCCCCACGGGCCUCCUCAUCCCCGCUGUCCUCACUCCUUACCCGGGGUUGACAGGGACGGAAGCGAUGGCAGCCAGCACUUCCCUGCCUGACCCUGGCGACUUUGACCGGAAUGUGCCCCGAAUCUGUGGGGUAUGCGGAGACCGAGCCACCGGCUUUCACUUCAACGCUAUGACCUGUGAAGGCUGCAAAGGCUUCUUCAGGAUGGAAAGCUCAGGCGAUGUCAGCAACGUGCCAGCCGUCCUGUUCAGUCAGGGCCAGUUUCUCUACCCGCUGCCUCUUCUCUUCUCCAGCGAGCCCAGUGUCACAAGUGCAAACACUCAGCAGCUCACUCUCCCAAAGUCCAAAGAACCCUGGGUCAUUGAGCAGGUUGGUGAGUAUAAUGAUGUGGUCGUGGAGGAGGACCGCUCGGGGCUCAGGAAGGCAGUGCCCCGCGCUGCCCUCCUCACAGGCCUCACUCUGGAGGGGCUGUCCCAGGCCUCUGAGACGCAUAUACAGACCCUAGAGAGGCUCGCAUGCCGACCCCCCGCCCUAGCCCCCGAGCACUCACACUCCUUCAUCAUGCCGAUGUCCACACAGCGCUUGAGCCGGCACGCCUGGCAGUGGCGGCGAUUGUCCUUGGUGAUGCGGCAGUCGCCGUUAAAGGGGCAGGUGAACAGCGCCUUCCGCUUCAUGCUUCGCCUGCCGAGGGAGAGAGCACCUGCCACCUCUGUGCUACCCACCGUCCAGCCUCGGCCCUGGCUGCCAGCAGGGACUUUGAGAGAGAGAGAGAGAAAGAGAGAGAGAGAGGUGGUGCAGAGAGAGGUCUGUGGGCAGAAGCGCUGGCGACACCAGCACAGAGCAAGUAGCUACAGGCCGAGGGCCCCAGUGCCCACUCCCGCCGCCAGCACUCUGCAAGCCCCGGCCGGGAGGUCUGUUUGCCCGGCUGCUGUGCCAGGCGUCCCUGCUCCCAGCCCCGCCUUCCCAGGCAGCUGCCCAGCGCGGCGAGAUGUGAUGGAGCCGACCAGCUUCUCCAAUCUGGAUCCGAGGGAAGAAGAUUCAGAUGACCCUUCUGUGACCCUGGACCUGUCCCAGCUCUCGAUGCUGCCCCACUUGGCUGACCUGGUCAGUUACAGCAUCCAAAAGGUCAUCGGCUUUGCCAAGAUGAUUCCAGGGUUCAGAGACCUCACUUCUGAGGACCAGAUUGUGCUGCUGAAGUCAAGUGCCAUUGAGGUCAUCAUGUUGCGCUCUAACCAGUCCUUCCUCAUGGAUGACAUGUCCUGGACCUGUGGCAGCCAGGACUAUAAGUACCGCAUCAGUGAUGUGACCAAAGCCGGACACAGCCUGGAGCUGAUUGAGCCCCUCAUCAAGUUCCAGGUGGGGCUGAAGAAGCUGAACUUGCAUGAGGAGGAGCAUGUCCUGCUCAUGGCCAUCUGCAUUGUCUCCCCAGACCGUCCUGGCGUGCAGGAUGCUGCACUGGUCGAGGCCAUCCAGGACCGCCUGUCCAACACAUUGCAGACCUACAUCCGCUGCCGCCACCCACCCCCCGGCAGCCACCUGCUCUACGCCAAGAUGAUCCAGAAGCUAGCUGACCUGCGUAGCCUCAAUGAGGAGCACUCCAAGCAGUACCGCUGCCUCUCCUUCCAGCCUGAGUGCAGCAUGAAGCUCACACCGCUGGUGCUGGAGGUGUUUGGCAACGAGAUUUCCUGA